CCUACCUGAUGAUGAAAGGUGGCACCUUGGCUGUUGUUGGAGAUGGCUGUGACGCUGGGAGCUAUGGCGCUCGCGGUGGCUGUCAGUGUCUGCAUCAGUGGUUCACUGAAGCUGUUGGGGUCGAGUUGCCCCUCGUGCAAGGUACCGGUAUGGCGCAGGCAGAUUGUACAAAACAGGAUGAUUGCAAGCAUUGUUGAGGCAUAUACUCUGCUCUCCCAGGCGGUCUCGAAGCCCUGCUCCCCCACUGAUAAAUCACCAGGCGAUGACAUCAAGAUUGGAGAUGGAAGUGCAGCUGCAGCAUCGACGGGCAUUCGAGAAGGACGUGAACCACUUGUGCUGGUGACGUAUAAAAGGCGCAAAUGGAAGAGAGGGACCAGAGAAGCGACCAGUGAGCAAUCACGCAGAGGGAUUGGGAUGAGUGCUGAUGUCAGCACCCCAGCAAAGCGUCCCAGAGGAGAGGUUUCAAUGCCUAGCUCUGCAAAAGGCUCACCCCAUUUGAUUCCAGAGUAUCAGCUGUUCCGACAGCUUUCUGAUGAUGAGCUGGCGAUGUUUCAGACAGCCGACGAAGCUUCUGACAAGGUGGAAGACAGCAACAGCAAGCAGUGUCUGGUCAGUGAGAUGACGGCGGAAGGUUGUAGGCCAGGGGAUGAUGUGAAGAGCUCCGGGGCCGUUUGCGCCAAUCAGAACCAGAGGAGAAAGAGGUAUCUUGCUGUUAAGGUUGUUUCAGCGGAACAUAUUCAGGAGGACAGGCAUGAGGUGUCAGGUCCACAGACAAGCCCACGCAAACGCGUCCGUCGCCGCUCUAGUGAUCCACCUGACAAACAAGCACAUCCCAGUACUGCUGUGGAGGCUGGCAAAGGCGACUCCAAGGAACUCGGCAUCACUGAAAUUGGUCAGGGUGAUGCUGUGGACUCUGGCGAAGGUGAUUCCAAGGGACUCAGCGGCACUGAAUUUGAUGAGCAUGAUGCUGUCGAGGCUGUGGAGGCUGGCGAAGGCGAUUCCAAGGGACUCCGCAGCAUUGAAUUUGAUGAGCAUGAUGCUGUCGAGGCUGUGGAGGCUGGCAAAGGCGACUCCAAGGGACUCGGCGACAGUGAAACUGAUGAUGGUGAUAUGCAUUUGAUGGGAAAGAAACCAGCUAUGGCGGUUCCUCUUGCAGAUGGUGGCCAGGAGGAAAUCAGCUUGCAGGGCUUGGACAGGAAGAAGGAAGAUGGGUGGUGCAAUGUCGCUGAAGAGCAGGGCCUCUCUUCUUCAGGAACCCAAGGAGCAUGUCAUGCAGUGGCUUUAUCUAAGCAUGCACAUAGGUCACAAGGCCAGUUGUGGAUGGCUCCUGACAAUGCUGACCGACGGGCUUCAGGCACUGAUGCAAAGCGCACGGGAGGGGACAUCAUUGGACCUUUACAACCAGAUAGAGAAAGUGGGCAUCGAUCCUGUGAGGAAGCACAAAGGGUAGGGGAGUCAGGUGACAGUGAGCUAGGGAGAAUGUCAAAUGAGAAAGAAAGAAUGGGGAAGUUGACGGAGAAUGUUGGGCAGCUUUCAUCUCUGAAAACGUGGAAGAUAAGUAAGUUGACCACGGCGGACUCGCUGGGUGACAGGUGCAGGGACAACAAUGAGAGCACCGGGAAAUCAGAUGAGAAGACACCAACGACCAACACAGCUGCCAAGCAGCAGGAUCUCUCAUGCGGACAAAAGGAGGAAAAUUCUGCUUUUCAUUAUAGCCACCAGAUGAUGGAUGGUGGCGAUGAUGGAGCCAAUUUGGACGCUCACACUUGUACAAAGGACGAACAAUUUGACGAGGAGCCUGCAGUAAAAGACAAGCCAAUCAGCGCUGAAGAAGAGCUAAGUCUAGGAGGAGCAGGUGAUUCUCAUCUACAUAUGAUACCAGAUAGCAAGGAUAUUAUUAGUGUGCCAAUGAUGCCGCCUAGCAUGACGUGCAUUUCAGCAUCUUCUCCUGAGAGACGCAUGGGAAAGGAUUCUGUUGCAGUGCAUGUGGGCGACAGGUUUUACACCAGUACCGAAAGAUGUACCAGAAUCGUUGGGACUUUGGGCAUUGGGACUUUGAACAAGGAUAUUGUUGUUAACAGACCUACUGCGGUCACAGAUGCUCGAGGAGAGAGAAAAGGCAGACAGCCAAUGAAGUGGACCGGGGUGACGACAAGGUCCAUGGAGAACAUCGAGGGUGGGUGGUCACAAGAGGGUUAUGGGAUAACGUCAGGGGCGGAGAGAGAAACCAUAGGCUCUUAUGCGAAGAAUAUAAAGGGUUCGUUGAGGGAUGGGGAAAGUGCUGGUCCAGGGCAACAGCAUCUCAGGAACGGCGCGAUUGCCCAUCGGGAUGACAACGACAACGGGUUGCUCGAUGACAUCAAUCAAAGCAUGGAAGGGGAUGUACCUGCCGACUGCCAUUUGCCAAAAGGCAACAAAAUGGCUGUCCUAACGAGUGCGACACCAAUCAAAGCAGAGAUAGUUGCUGCUGAAGAGAGGCCUGCUAUUGGCAAUGAUGUUAAUGCUUACACCCUCAAGGAUGCUAAGAUGUUGGAAAAGGAGAUAGUGAAGAGAGAGAGGCUUGUGGAAGAGCUUGACGCUGAGCUUGUCCGCCUUGGCAUCAAUCCGAAACUUGCUGACCAAUAUUUGCCCUGCCGAAGACCAGCAGCAUCUCUGAUGGAACUCAUGGCGGGCCUGAAACAACUGCUUGGCCCAGACAUUUGUUCCCAGGACCAGAGGCAAAUUUGUGGUAAGGUUGGUCGUGAUGGUGGCAAUGGGGCUCUGGUAAGAUUAGUUGCUGAGGUAGAGGAGAUGUCAGAAGGCGAUGCUGUUAAAGACUCUGCAAAAGACACCCAACUUGUUGCGCGCCAUUAUGCCUUCUCCACCCAACUUGUUGCGCGUCAUUAUGCCUUCUCCAACUGUCCCACCGAGAGUGUGAAUCUUGCAGCCAUGUCUUCCACCUAUAGUUGCCAGGCCGAAGGCGGUGGCCCUUUGAUGCUCAAAGCUGGACAUGGCAUUGCUUUUGUUGAUAAAACUCUGCGUUUAAAAGACGGGGAGGCUUCUGCUGAUGAUGCGACCGCCACGUUGUGUGCAGACACGGAAUGGGACAAUGGCAUCGCUCUGCAAAUAGAGAUGAAACCUGUGCGGGCUGAAGGAUGUCUGGAUGAGGGAGAAUUUGGAGAGGUAGUCGAAAACAGCACACAGGAAGAAGGUACGACUUCUGCACGGGGAAUAAAGAGUUUGACGUCAGGAGACAGAGAUACAAUAGGAGGUUCUGAAGAAGAUCUGCCACUGCCUGCUGUUCCGACAAGAGAGCAGAGGAGUGAGGGAAAGAAAUUGAAAGGAAAAGGCAAGAGAGUGACCUUCUCUGAUGUGGUGGAAUAUAUAGGUGCCACUGAGACUUUAGAGCAUUAUUGGAACGAUGGGAGAAGCCAAGAGGAGGGGAAGGUGAGAGCGAGAGGGAGGAAGAGAAAGAGUGCUAGUCACGUACAGCGACGGUGCGUCACGCCGAAGUCAAAGUCAAGUAGGCAGAAAACAAGUUCGCCUCCCAAACUGUUUUCCCCGAUGCGAGGCAGGAAGGGUUCUCUGAUGCUUGGUCUAAAUAAUAAUAAUGAUAAUAAGAAUAGGAAUAAAAUUGUGACUUCCCCGAUCAAGUUCCCCCAGCAGGAAGCAGCCAAUGUGGGAGUGGGGUCAUCUUAUGCAGAGGUCUUGAUGACGAAUACAAAUCAUGUGGGUGUCUGUUUUAAAUCAGGAGAAAGCAAACAACCAAUCCACCAAACAGUUGAAGGCGGAGAGACUAACCAGCACAUAUGUGAAGAGCGUAAUGCAGAAGACGAGGAAGAAGAAGAGGACUGUGGUGUUUCGGACGUUCCCGGGGCUGGAGGGGGUGUAAGGGUAUUGUGUCACACAGGAGGCUCAGGGACAGAAGAAGCAUCAGAGAACCCCUCGGGAUCUGAUGAGGUAAGCUCAGCCAGUGAAGAUCUUGUUGGAGGCUUAGAUGUGGGAGGAGCAGCAGCAUUGCCACCUAUUUGCGCUCUAAAUGUAGCGCAGAUGCCGGAGGGAAACAGCAGUCGAAAGCCAGCGCUUCUUCCAUCCCCUGUACAGUACAGAAGCCACUGGAAUGCCACUUCAAUGCCAACUGCAGCAGAUGCUGUUCGUCAUGGGCAUGGAAAUAGAGCUAAGGUGGAAGACGAAGAUGAACUGCAGUGGGAAUGGGAGGAAGACAUCGAUGAAGCAACUGACAAUGAGGAAAGUGCGGAUGAUGACGAUGAUGACGACUUCUACAUAAGGACCCGUGAUGGACAGCGGUAUGGAGAGCAAAAGGAUGUUCUUAAGGGGAAGCGAGUAGCAGAAGGACAGCAUGAUUCUCAUGGCCCCGUGACCAGACUUAAGAAAGGGCUAAGCGUACACCCAGGUCAGAAUGUGCAGUCGCAGGGGGAUUAUGCCCAGGGAAAAUUGUUUUCUCCUUCUCCUGUUGAGGAUAGGGUUAUGAAGAUACACCCAGGCCCGAAUGUUCCGUUACAGGGGAAUUGUUUGCAGGAUAGAUUGUCUUGUCCUUCUCCUGGUGAGGACAGGGUGAUCGAUGAUGGCGCCAGUGGGAUUGGCGAGCACAGAUGUCCGCUUUUAGCAAACACAAGGGAUUCUCCCAAGGACGAGAAGCACGUUGGAGGCGAUUCUGGUUCAGUCUCUGGGACCCAGCUUCAGGGGAAUGGGGGUACUCCUUCCAUAUGGCAAGCAUCCAGUCUCGCCUCUGGAGCUUCACAUGCUCUCGGGCGGCCGCAGUUGUCAGGUGUGGAAAGGUCCUUGUGUGCUGGUGAUAGUGGACGAGGCCUGGCCACCCUAGAUAGUAACGGUAAUGAAGGUUCCGCUGUCCCAUCUCCAAGGAUGUUACGGGACGUGCAAUUGGGUGGAUCUGAGAGGUCCUGCAAACUGACUGGUGUGCCAGCUCGUCCUGAUGGAACCUGUACUGAUGAGGCCACUGCAGAUCAGACAGAACCGUGUAGACCUGUUGUCGACGACAAGGACCAAGUCAGUGCCGUGAGGACACGAGAAGCAGAGCAGGUCCCAGCUACACAGUCGGAUUCAGAGGAGGGUAUUCUUGUGCCCGAGACUCAGGAUUGCAUGCAUGAAUGGAGGCUGCCUGAGAGGUAUUCUGAACCUACACGGUCUUUCGGUCGUAAGGUUGCUGAAUCACGAAGGAGCAGGAAUCUGUUUCAGGCUAUGACUUGGGGAGCGAGAGCAAAGCGUUCCCUUCAAAGGCCUGUCAAUACUCAAUCAAUGACACUGGAGAGUGGUGAUCCAGAAAAGAGUGAUGGUAAGCUGAUGGCACUGCCAGCGCCUGCAAACCCACCACUCCCAGCGCCUGCGAGCUCAGCACUGCCAGCGCCUGCGAGCCUGUCACUGCCAUCAUCAUCCAAUGCAGGACACAAUCAUGAAAGUAGUCCAAAGCAGAUGCCAUCGCUGGGAAGCAAUUUGGCUGAAAAACGUCUGCAAGAAAUCUCACCUCUGCUUCCAUCACUGCUGCCACCAUCCCCACUGCCACAGAGCACCAUGCAAAAAGCUCCAAAGCAGAUGUGCCAGAGUACCGUGCAAAAGACUCCGAAGCGCAUGUGCCUGCUCGGAAGCAAUUUAGGUGAAGAAGGACUCCAAGAACUAGAGAUUUUCUGUUCCAGAGUGGGUGCAAGCAUGCAGAAGAAAUUCUCCAAGUCAGUCACACACGUUGUGACAACAGCAACAUGCACUCCACAGGGUAUCUGUGCGACCCGCACUGGGAAGGAGACUAAUCCCCACACCCUUGAGCAGCAAGCGAAGAUGGCCGCCAUAGUGAAAGAGAAUAAGGAGAGAAAAGAGCGUGAGAAGCAGGCGAAGCUAAAGGCUAUCGCAGACGAGCGGGCGGCGAAGAUGAAGGAAGUGGAGGAGGAGAUGAAGAAGAAGGAGAAGGCUGUCGAAGAAGAAGCGGCAGCAGAAGAGGAAAAGGAAAGGAUGAGGAUUGAAAGCAGAGAAGGGAGCAGUGGCACGAAGAAGGACACAGACGCUGAGAUUGAGAAGAAGAUCAGCAAGUGGGUUGCUAACUUAUCGUUGGGGGAAGAUGAAGAGGUGGAGUCAUAUGUGACUGAGGAUGAGAAGGCCGCCUUGGCCGCUGAGCUAGCAACCAUGACGGAUCCUAUGGAGCGAAGAGAGAGGGAAGACGAGCAAAAAUUGCAGUGGAAGCUGAGAAUGAAGAGGGAGAAGAGGAGGAGGAGAGAAGAAGUGAAUAAGAUGACCGCAGCAGUAGCAAAGGUGCAAGAAUGUAGACCGGAGGUAUUGGCCCAGCCAAACGAUAAGGCCAAGUGGGACAAGGUACUGGGGUACGUGGAAGUGUUGAGCCAGGCCUGGAUGGAGGAGCGCCAGGCUAGUUGGAGUCAGGAUGUAGCGUUGAGUGCCAUGCGGUCAGGAUUUAGGGAGUUUGCGCGCGAGAUCGUCACCCACAUUGGGGGCGAAGUGAAACAGUUGAGGGACAACGUCGGGAAGUAUUGCGAAGGCGCCAUUGAGGGUGCCAAAGCCAUAGCUGCUGCAGAGGGCGAAGGUAGACCCCGCAAAGAGCUUGUAAAGCUCAAGUUUCCAGACGCGUACGGGGGAAAGGAGGAAAACUUUGACAACUGGGAGGCCCUCUGGAGGAGUGCCAAGGCACUCAAGAGUACCAUGGAGGACUUGGUAGCCGUCCCCGACCGUGGGGUCACUGAGCCCCAGUUGGUCCAGUUGUUUUAUCGUGCCAUUCCAGAGGCCCUACGUGGGCAUUUCUUUGACAAGUCUCAGCAGACCGGCAUCACUUACGAUGCAUUGAGUAGAGAAGUCGUCCUGUAUGAGUCGAAGUCUAUGCCUGUCACCACUUUCUGGCAUAAGGACUUGGAGAAGGGGAAGAAGUGGAAGGAUCGUACCAUCUCAGGCCAAGUCAAGGCCAAGGAUCACUUGAUCCUGACAUUAGAGGAGGGUGGUGCAGAAGAGGUCCCAUAUGAUCAGAUUGAGUGGGGCCUAGGGGAGGAGUACAGUAGUGUAGGGCAGGGGAGGUCUUACGCUGCUGUCGCGGCCGGAGGGAGGCCGCAAGUAGUCUAUUUAGAUGAUAUCCUAGUCUUUAGUAAGACCCUCCAAGAGCACCAGGGUCAUCUGAGGCAGGUCUUGGAGAAGCUUAGAGAGGCUAACUUCAAGAUCAACGCGAAGAAGUGCGAGUGGGCCAAGACGCAAGUCUUAUACUUGGGCCACGUGUUGGACGGAGAUGGCAUUAAGCCAGAGGACAGGAAGAUCGCGGUGAUUAGAGACUGGCCGACGCCCCCCACAUUGACAGAGUUGCGAUCGUUCCUAGGCUUAGCUAACUACUAUAGGAAGUUCGUGAGGAACUUCUCCACUGUCGCCGCCCCCUUGCGCAAACUGCUAAAGAAAGAGGCAAUCUGGCAAUGGGACAAAGACUGUACGUCUACGCUCAAGAAGUUAAAGCGCGCGUUAAUAGAAUAUCCUGUCCUCAAAGUAGCAGAUCCGUCCUUGCCAUUUGUCGUUACCACGGACGCAAGUCAGUAUGGGAUAGGCGCCGUGUUGCAGCAAGACGACGACAAUGGCUAUAGACCCGUAGAGUUCAUGUCAGCGAGGAUGCCCUGUGAGAAGCGACGGACUUUCAAGAUCAUGGCUGGAAUGCUGACUGGUUGCUGGAUCCUCUCUUUGGAUUGGAUCCAAAAGAGCCUCCUUGACGAGGCACAUCCCAUGGAGGACUUUGAGGUGGCUAGCCUCAAAAGUCCCGAAGGUCCAUUGACAGCAGGAGGUCCAAGACAUGGGCGCAUCGUCAGAAGUCAAAGUCGAGGCAGGCGCUUGCUUGAGGGUAUUUCCAUUUAUUUCUCUGGCGAGUUCAAUAACCCUACCAGGGAGGACCUUUGUCGACUGGUGCGCCUUGGAGGGGGUCGAAUUCUUCCGUGCCCGCCAUGCAUGCCCACGUCAUCGUCGCCCGCUCAUCUUCCGGGCAAGAUGAAGCACAAUACGGCAGGCUGUCUCCAGGAGAGGCAAAGCAACCUCAGCGAUGUCUUGGUUCCUGUAAACGUUGAAAACAAGUCUGAAAUUGGUGGGGCAGUGGGACUAGCUGGGAAUGCAUUAGAUGCUAGAAGAGGUGGAGGGAGGAGCAUGUCGGAACACGGAGAGAGGCUCAUCAUGCCUCUGUCACCUGAUGUGAUAAAAAGUGCAAUGGGAAUGGACCAGAAAGAAAACUGUGAUGUGAAGCUGCUUGGGGCUGCCGACCAGCUUACUGAAAACACUCUCCCUCUUGCCAGAGCGCGGAAUGUACAGAGAGGAGUUGUUCGAAGAAGACUAUCUGAUGAUCCCCCAGACUCUAACCUGUGGGUUGUCUGUCAGCCUCCAAUUUCAGAGAAGGUGCGCGCUUCCAUUUGAUUUGAUUUGCUAGAGUCAUUUUCUGUUCCCAUUGCUUUGCCUUGCUUUGAUUUGACCUUGCGUCCUUUCACUU
Molecule: messenger RNA, 8458 nt
Organism: Chara braunii
Lineage: Eukaryota; Viridiplantae; Streptophyta; Charophyceae; Charales; Characeae
Source: the annotation of a GenBank genome assembly